CGGGGUCCCCGCGAGCGCUCCGGAGCGAGCCGCCGGCCGGGUCAGGCGUGAGGACCGAGCGCGAGGGCGCCGGCCGAGCGGCAGUCGGGUCGCGGAGGGCCCCCCGCGGGUUCACGUAACGCCCGACGCGUCACUUCAGGGGUCCUGAGAACCAGGUACACUCACCUGUGUAUGUGAGAGAAGAUCCAACACCUGGCAUUCAAGUAGGUAAAGAAACCAUUUCUACUUCAAAAUGUUGGAGGAAGAUAUGGAAGUGGCCAUCAAGAUGGUGGUUGUCGGGAAUGGAGCAGUUGGGAAAUCAAGCAUGAUUCAGAGAUACUGCAAAGGCGUUUUUACAAAAGACUACAAGAAAACCAUUGGAGUUGACUUUUUGGAGCGACAAAUACAAGUUAAUGAUGAAGAUGUCAGAUUAAUGUUAUGGGAUACCGCAGGUCAAGAGGAAUUUGAUGCUAUAACAAAGGCCUAUUACCGAGGAGCCCAGGCUUGCGUACUUGUGUUUUCUACUACAGACCGGGAAUCUUUCGAAGCAGUCUCCAGCUGGAGAGAAAAAGUAGUGGCUGAAGUCGGAGAGAUACCAACUGUGCUGGUGCAGAACAAGAUCGAUCUGCUGGAUGAGGCCUGUAUAAAGAACGAGGAGGCGGAGGCCCUGGCGAAAAGGCUGAAGCUGAGGUUCUACAGGACAUCAGUGAAAGAAGACCUCAACGUGGGUGAAGUUUUUAAAUAUUUGGCUGAAAAAUAUCUUCAAAAACUGAAACAACAAAUAGCUGAGGAUCCAGAACUAAGGUCUUCAAGUAGUAAUAAAAUCGGUGUCUUCAAUACAUCUGGGAGCAGUCACUUGGCUCAGAAUCCAAGUACCCUGAAUGGCGGAGAUGUCCUCAAUCUUAGACCUAACAAAGAGAGGACCAAGAAAAACAGGAGUCCGUUUAGCAGCUGUAGUGUACCCUAAGUGUUUAGGGAGGGAAAAUUGAAUUAUGUUCCUCAGUUCAGUAAGAAACACACCCGGGUGUCACGGUAUGUUCAAGUGUUUUAGCAGACUUACACCUGCUGGCUCCCUGAAAGCGACAGAUGUUAACGUUACGCUUUUUGGAAAGUGGAGUGAGACCUCUGGUGAAAUAUUACUACCCUGUGGACUCAUUUUAUUUUUUUAUAUUACAUGAACUUUGUCCUGUAUUUGAAGGAAUGCUGCAAGAAAUACCAAAAGCAGGUUUUGCUAAAUUGUAAAUGCUGAAAACAUGACUGAAAUGCUUAAUGUGGGUCCAGUUUAAUGUAGUGCAUCAAGGAACGGUGACAAGCAUCCUUUUUCUGAAACUGGCCAUCUAGCUUUUAUGAAAAAUAGUGUCGAGUCUGAAUACUAACAGAAGUAGUCCUGCGCGGUGCACGCGCCAGGCGGCAGUGCUGUGCAGCACCUGCGGGUGCUGAGUGGCGCUGUGCCUGUGCGGGGACACACAUGCUGAUCACGUAGAGGGUCAUUUACACACUGCGAGCCUUUAUCUUCAAAUAAGAAACUCUAGGUCUAUAUUUUGCAAAAUGAGUUUCAACUAAAAAGUGCUUUGUGCCAAAAAUAUUGACCUAAUUUUUACAACACUUUACUGUCAGAAUUUAUAUUGUUUUCCUCUGUGGCAGGAUUCAUAAAAGAGGGCUGUGUAGGUUUGAAGCCAGAAGUCUUGGGGAAACUCCAGUCAGCCCUCCUGGUGUGGCCACUGUCAGCGCAGUGGCUCAUGCCAUUGUCAGGCUGCGGCGUCCCUGGAGGUGUGUGGCAGCUCUGCGGUUGCUCAGGACAACUGUGAUGCGUGCUGACCAACAGCCCCUUUUAUGAUUAUGCUAGCCAUUUUUUAAAAUGCAUAAACAGUUACUUUCUGUCUGAGUCCAUUUUAUGGAUUUUAUAAUGUCCAGCAACUCUAGAGCAUCAUUUUUGUUUACACAUUUUUGAUGGUACUGUAUGUUAAGAUAUUGCCUAAAAAUUUCUAUUGCCUUUGGUUUGUAUAGCACUUUCUCAAGAGCUCUGUCAGUACCACAUAAAAAGUAAUUUCCUGUGGGCCAGGGAGCUAGCUCAGCAGUCUAAGCACCUGCCUAAGAAGCACAGGGACCUGGGUUUGA
This is a messenger RNA of Octodon degus (degu), 2097 nucleotides long. It is a transcript of the gene Rab23, whose product is annotated as RAB23, member RAS oncogene family. Gene Ontology annotation, molecular function: GTPase activity; GTP binding. The coding region runs from base 233 to 946 and encodes 237 amino acids. Lineage: Eukaryota; Metazoa; Chordata; Mammalia; Rodentia; Octodontidae. The transcript has 7 exons. The record is from RefSeq and is a predicted model, not a curated record.